This is a messenger RNA of Triplophysa dalaica, 2292 nucleotides long. It is a transcript of the gene tspeara, whose product is annotated as thrombospondin-type laminin G domain and EAR repeats a. NCBI's taxonomy places the organism in Eukaryota, Metazoa, Chordata, Actinopteri, Cypriniformes, Nemacheilidae. The transcript has 12 exons. The record is from RefSeq and is a predicted model, not a curated record. Bases 66 to 2099 code for a protein of 677 amino acids. Gene Ontology annotation, biological process: signal transduction.
UGCACUGAUUUUGGACAGUUUUAAGCCAAAAACAUUUUUUUUCUUUUGUGAAAAAGUCACGUCUAAUGGAAGGUCAAAAGAACCUGGUGCUAUCAUCCUGGCUUCUUCCAUUGCAGUGGUGUCUGCUGCUUCUUCCCCUCACAGAAAGUUUGAAAGUAGUGCCAUGGAAACCAUGCACAGAUCUUCAUCCUCUGGACUUGCUGUCUCGUGUGUUGCCUCGUGACGGGAGGGCUCUGGCGGGGGUCCGUAUGGUACAGGCCGGAGAUGCCCGUGGACUGCAGAUUCUCAGUCCUUCACAGGAUCUCACCUUCCCAUCCUCUCAGCUCUUCAUCAACUGUCCUCUCUUCCCUGCUGAAUUCUCCAUAGUGGCCACUGUUAAAGUGCCAGACACCAGAGUAAAGAGAACUGAGUUUUUAUUCGCUGUGGUGAAGGAAGAUGUCAAUCAACUGCUGCUUGGUUUGCGUUUCUCUAAAGACAAAGUUCAUCUGCUCUAUCAAGGCUCAAUGGGGAGAGAGCGUCUCAGUUUUAAAAGAAUCCGACUGGCGGAUGACCGAUGGCACACUAUAGUGAUAUCCAUCAGCGGUCAUCAUGCCACACUGACCCUGGACUGCGGCAUCCCGCUGGAAUUACUUCAUACACAGCCGUUUCCCUCGGAUCUCAAUACCCACGGCUCCAGGUUCCACAUUGGAAGUCGAAAGCAGUGGAAAGGCCUGUUCACUGGUUUAUUACGGCAGCUCAUCCUGUUGCCCGGAUCAGACGCGACAUCACGGGUGUGUCCCUCAUCCAGACCCUCAUUGACUGAACUUUCUAUCCCUUCGAUUCUGUCGCAUUUGCCAGUCAAAAUCCCCUCGAAUGAUGUUCUCCUCUCUCCAUAUGAGACUGAGAUCCGUGUGACUCUGGGGACUAACCCAGCAUGCACUGGGGCGGAGCAGGGGCGACUCUGGUUCGAUACUCUGAAACGGGGUCUUUUCAUUUGCGAUGGUACACGCUGGCAGUCUAUGUCACAAGAGAAAGACAGACUGGACUAUGUAGAUGAUUAUCAAGAUCUAUACACCAGCUCAGAGACGCUGGACAUUGAGCUUUUCCAGAUCCCCUCUCUCGGCCUGUUCGCCGCUAUGGCACACAGAGCCACCAAACCGGGUUCUGCCAUCUACCGCUGGGACGGCGUUCACUUCCAGCUCUACCAGAACAUCAGCACCUUCAAAGCCCAGGCAUGGAAACAGUUCACUAUCGGUGGGAAGAUGUUCUUGGCAGUGUCGAACUCCAUGGGUCCAGCGAACGGAGGACGAGAGACGUCUGUGAUCUAUAGGUGGAGCAACAAGAGAUUGAAGUUCGUUCGUUAUCAGACUCUGGAGACACACAGCACUCGAGACUGGGAGGCCUUUCACAUCAAUAAUGAAGCUUUUCUAGCCGUGGCCAAUCACAGAACAGAGGAUGGAGAUCACAACAUUGACAGUGUUGUUUACAAGUGGAACCCAGACACCAAGACGUUUGAGGUGAACCAGACCAUCUCAACAUCAGGAGCGUACGACUGGGAGUUUUUCACCGUAGGGCCGUACCACUUCCUCGCGGUGGCCAACGCGUUUGAUGGCACAUCCACGCAAACCGAUUCGUCAAUCUAUGUCUGGCUCGGUGGAGCAUUUCAACUCUUUCAGAGUAUACGGACAUUCGGGGCUACGGACUGGGAAAUGUUUCAGAUUGGAAAAAGAGUGUUUCUAGCAGUUGCUAAUGGACACAUGUUGUGUGAGAGAGGACCGAGCCUUUAUGCCAUCAACUCAACUAUAUAUGAACUCGACAUGACAACCAAGAUGUUCCUCAAGUUCCAAGACAUCGUCACAUACAGUGCAGUGGACUGGGAGUUCUUCUCAAUCGGAGAUGAGCACUUCUUAGUAGUAGCCAACUCUUAUGAUGGAGCGUCCUACUCUUUGAACAGUGUGAUUUACAGGUGGCAGGGAUACGAGGGCUUUGUGCCGGUCCAUCGGUUACCCACUAUUGGCUGCAGUGACUGGGAGUUCUUUACCUCAACAGAAGGUUCAUUCCUGAUGUACUCUAGCGCCAAAGCACCUCUCUCCAAAGUCUUCAAGCUAAGGGUCCACUGAGGGUCCAAUCGAAGUCACAGACUCAAUGGUUUUCUAUGCAUCCUCAGCUGUGACAUUGCAAUGUCAGAGAGGCGAAUCUGAUUUACAAUGGAUUGAAGUUUGAGACUUUUGGAAAACUACCUCAUCUCCUUAAAAGGACUGUCGGCAUGCAUGGUAAAAAAUUCAGAGAUAACUCUGUCACAUGUGUUCAAUU